CACAUUAAACUAAAUAAUUAUAUAUAUAUUGUAUAACAAAUUAUAUAAUUCGACUUCGAUUCGAUUCACGAUGUGUGACGAUAGCCCCAUCAGUGACUGUGAGCCAACAACAUUGAUGAUGCAUCCGAAUGCUUAUCACAUUCACUUGCCACUCUAUAUAAUGGAUAUGGUGCGCAUCUUUCAGGAUCAUCCCAAGUAUGUCAACGGCAUUAAGGAGCAACAUAUUGUGGAGAUGUUGGAGAAGGAAUCCUUUGCCUGUGGUGAUUUGGAGGCUCAGGUUAAAACAGCAGUAAUGGAUUUGUCGGCCAAAGGAUUCAUACGCUAUAUUAACAAUGGCUAUCGCACAUUGGGACCAAUUGCCAAAUUGGCCAAUGCUCGGAAUGUGCGACACUUUUGCGCCACCUGGCAGCGCAUUGCCGAACUGCAAAAGGUUAACUCGGACUUUCUCGAUGGCAACAAUUUGAUCAACAAUCAGCGUCCAAAAUGUAACAGGCGCAGCUCCAAUUGUUAGGGUAUUACCACAGUGCAGCAGCCCCAGUUUUUUUUUUUGUUCUUAAAUUUAAUUGUUUAUUUGUUGAGUUAUGUGCAAUCGGUCUAAAAACAUUAGAAAACACAAACUGUAAAAACAUAGCCUUGAAAUUUCCCUAAUUCUAUUCCUUCAAAAUUAUUGUCAAUAAAGAGGCCAACAAUAUAAUAAUAAA
Drosophila innubila is the source of this 701-nucleotide messenger RNA. RefSeq lists its product as uncharacterized. The coding region runs from base 71 to 511 and encodes 146 amino acids. The transcript has 2 exons. The record is from RefSeq and is a predicted model, not a curated record. NCBI's taxonomy places the organism in Eukaryota, Metazoa, Arthropoda, Insecta, Diptera, Drosophilidae.